Messenger RNA from Chenopodium quinoa (quinoa), 1252 nucleotides. Its product is annotated as cytosolic sulfotransferase 5-like. Gene Ontology annotation, molecular function: sulfotransferase activity. The transcript has a single exon. Gene Ontology annotation, biological process: sulfation. Gene Ontology annotation, cellular component: cytoplasm. The coding region runs from base 113 to 1129 and encodes 338 amino acids. The record is from RefSeq and is a predicted model, not a curated record. Lineage: Eukaryota; Viridiplantae; Streptophyta; Magnoliopsida; Caryophyllales; Amaranthaceae.
AAAGGAAAUAACCCCUUAAGCCUUAACUGCCUAUAUAUAAACAUGAUAUGAUUAGUAUGUAGAAUAAGAGAUAUACAUAAUUUAACCCACUCAAUAUUUUAUUUUGUUUAACAUGGCUUCACCAUCAGAACCCAAAAACUCAUCAAACACUCAAGAGCAAUUAAGUGAGAAAAUCAAAGAUCUUGAACUCUCUCUUCCUAAAGAGUUAUGGUUUGGGUUUCCAAUGCAACUUUAUCAGGGUUAUUGGUGUUUAAGUGUACUUUUAGAGGGCAUAAUCGCAUUCCAAACCCACUUUCAACCUCAUGAUACCGAUAUCAUCUUAGCCAGCCUUCCUAAAACUGGUACAACAUGGUUAAAAUCCCUCCUUUUUGCCCUUCUAAAUCGAAAUAAAUUAUCCCACCUUUCUGAGCUCCCUUUUAACACCAAAAACCCUCAUGAGCUCGUCCUCCACCUCGAGAUAGAAGUUUUCAAAAAUAGCCUAACAAACCCACCAGAUUUAACACAAUUACCCUCACCUCGACUCUUUGCUACCCACAUGCCGUACCAUUCGUUACCAGAUUCAAUCAAAACCUCGAAAUGUCGAAUUGUUUAUGUUUGUCGAAAUCCUUUUGACACUUUUGUGUCGUUAUGGCAUUUUUAUCUUCAGUUCGAAGUGAGUAAGGGUACUAGCCCGGAUAAGGAAAUGAUGGAAGGAUAUGUAAACAAGUAUUGCGCUGGUGUCUCCCCGUUCGGCCCUUACGAAGAUCAUGUGUUAGGGUAUUGGAAGGAGAGCAAAGAAAAUCCAAAACAUGUGUUGUUCAUAGAAUAUGAAGGGCUAAAGAAGGAACCAAAAGAUCAUUUGAAGAAAUUGGCCGAGUUUGUGGGUUGCCCGUUUUCUGAAGAGGAGGAGAAGGAGAAUGUUAUAGAUAAGAUAAUCGAGUUGUGUAGUCUUAAGAGUAUGAAAGAAAUGGAGGUUAAUAAAAAUGGAAAAUUUUAUGUUUGGGUUGAGAAUAAAGCUUUAUUUAGGAAAGGAGAGGUUGGAGAUUGGAGCAAUCAUUUGACUAGCUCAAUGGCUAAGCAAUUUGAUCAAAUUCUUGAAAAACUCAAGGAAGCUGGUUUUUCUUUCACUUUUUACCCAACCAAAAAGUGAUAGUUUUCAGAAAUAUUUCUCUUUCAAAAAAAAAAAAAAAAAAAAAAAAAAGGACUUUUGUAUUGCUUCAUUUGUUAUGAAAUAUUUAUGAAUGUCAAUUAUACCCUUAUAUUCUCAUGAGUA